This is a messenger RNA of Colletotrichum destructivum, 1917 nucleotides long. RefSeq lists its product as uncharacterized. The coding region runs from base 1 to 1917 and encodes 638 amino acids. The record is from RefSeq and is a predicted model, not a curated record. Lineage: Eukaryota; Fungi; Ascomycota; Sordariomycetes; Glomerellales; Glomerellaceae. The transcript has a single exon.
AUGAACCUCCGGGUCUCGGACGAGUGUUGGGCCCGAUGGGGCGCCGUCAUCCGCCACCUCGCCAAAGAUUACGGCUUCCCGGCUAGCACCAAGAGCGAGCUCAAAAUGUUCCUCCGCCUCUAUCGCGGCGGCGGCAGCACGUUCCGGGACAAGAGGGAGUGCUGGCGGUUCGUCAUCGACACGAUCCGCCGCGACAACGUCAUCCACAAUAUCGUCGCCAUCACCCUCACGUCCGAGACAAAGCAGAAACCGCGCUACCACGGCGCUGUCAUUACCCGUGCCUGCGACGUCCACCCCAACCCCGGCGGCGAUGACUUCGUCGGCGCCCCGGACCUGCAGUGGAUUGUCGUCACGAGCGGCGGCGAGAGCUACCAGCACUGCUGCGGCAAGGAGUGCAACUCCCUGGAGCGGUGUCACGCCGCCCGCACGCUCCGGAACAAUUGGGAGAUGACCCGGCUGUGCAUCAUCCAGAAAGCCUACGAGCAGGAGGUCAUCGCCCUCCGUGACCACAUCGAGACGCUCUCGGCCCAGGUCGGGGAGAAGAACGCGUCAAGGAAGAAGUGGAAGGAUUCGUCCCGCAAAUGGAGGGAUCAAAACAGCCACCUGAACGAGACCGUCAACACCGUGACUCAAGAGCUGGCGAUGGCCAACAACGAGUUCCAUGCCACCAUCGACUCCAUGACCAAAGAUUUGAAAAGGGCCAAGUUCGACAACGCCUCGCUCCGGGCCAGGGUCCAGGCUCUCGUAAGGGAGAACAAAUCCCUCAGCACUCGGGAGGCGAUCAACGAAAUGCAGAAGAUGAGCCGGGUGCAGCAGCACGUGAAUGACAACAGCAACUACCUCGCGAGCGGCCAGGCCAAGGACGAAAACACUGCGCUCAAGGAGCAGAACGAGAUCCUGGAGAGAAAGGUCCAGGACAUGGAGACAAGGAGCUCCGGGCUGUUGGUUGAGAAAGUAAGACUUCAGAAACAGCUCGACAACAUGUUGAUGGAGGCAAAGGCCCUAGUACAAGAGACGAAGGUCAUGGGAGAGAACUGCGGCAACGCAGACACCAAGAUCAAGGAGCUCUCCGACGACGUCAAAGAGUUGAAUGUUGACAUGGAGAUCGCUGAGCUGAACCACGCAAUAAGCAAGAAUAAUAUGCAAGCCAGGAUCAACCGCCUGACCAGCGCAAACACGAAGCUCGAGAGCGAGAAGAAAGACCUCGACAACGGUUUAGCUACACUCGAGGCGAAGAACCGCGACUUGACCGACCAGGCAAAGCGCGACGCAGCGACCAUCGGCAAGCUCGAGGCCACGGUAGGGCUCAACGACGACAGAGCCAGCCAGCUCGAGGCCACACUCGACAAGACCCGGAGAGAGUCCGAAAGCAAGACCCUCCAGCACGCAGAGCAGGUCGCGCGCCUCGAGAGGGCCAUCCGCGAGACGGAAUACUCCGUCCGCUGUCUCCGCGACGAGACACACCACCCGCAAACCCUGCCCGCCCGCGAGCUCGAGCGCCAGCGCGUCAUCUCCCGCGAGGCCCACGAGCACGCCGCGGACCUGCAGAGCAAGCUCGACGCCGCAGAACUGCUGAUGGAGGCCAAGGCGGCGGAGAUGGUCGCCCUCGAGAGGAAGUGCGCCGCUGCGGAGGCGCGGGCGCGGUCGGCCGAGGGGAAGAACAGCGGCAAAGAUGCGGCGGCGGUAUCGCGCGAGGAGACGCAGGCGAGGCUGCGGGAGCUCGAGAGGCGGUGCGCCGAGAAGACGGCGGCGGCGUUCGAGUGGCAGGCCAAGUGCGAGGACCGGAACACGUACACGCUCAGUCUGGAGAAGGACGUCGAGGAGAUGAGGGGCGUCAUGGAGGGCGUGCUGGGCAGGGUGUCGGUCCACCAGGGGCGGAAGCGCCGGCGGACCGAGGGUCCUGAUUUCAAGGUGUAG